Pipistrellus nathusii (Nathusius's pipistrelle) is the source of this 4173-nucleotide messenger RNA. The record is from the annotation of a GenBank genome assembly. Lineage: Eukaryota; Metazoa; Chordata; Mammalia; Chiroptera; Vespertilionidae.
AUGCAGGGCAACAAGAAGGGCACAGACGGCUUCAGCGACACCUCGAGCAUCGGCAGCGUGCUGGACGACGCCGACCGGGAGGUGAGCAGCCUCACGGACCGGGCGUUCCGCAGUCUGUGCAUCUCAGAGGACACAUCCUUCAGUGACUCCGACCUGGCCCUGACGCCGGACCCCGCCCGCCAGGCGCUCGGCAGUUUGCACCAGGGGACGGUGAGCCACGCCCGCAGGAAGAGCGGCAUUUGGAGCCAGUUGCCGUCGCAAGGUACGGAGCACGCUGGCUGGGCGGCCACGUUCCAGCAGCUCCCCAAAUACGUCCAAGGAGAGGAGGAGUACCCUAAAGGCAGCCCCCCGCUGACGCCGGCCCAGAGGAGGCUGGAGGUGCCCAUUUCCGGCCUGAGGAGCAGCAGCAAGCCCAUCUCCAAAGUAUCCUCACUAAUCAAAUCCUUCGACAGGCCUGAGAGCCAGCAGUGCGACAGCAGGCCUCCGACCAGCAAGCCUCCGACUAUCAAAACCACCCCCAAGUUCGCUCCUCUUCCAGAGAGCGGGGUCAACUUCUGCUUCGACUCUGCCUUCCUGACGGUGAGGCGGGUGCCCGCAGAGGUCUCCGGCCCGCAGCCCGGCAGGAAGCACACAGAGCAGGAGCCCCCCAGGAGCCCCGAGGGCGCCUGCCAGGGCUCCGGCGGCCUCCUCCCAGCACCCGAAAACGGGGCCAGCUCAUCGGAGCCCCCGUUCUCCUCCCCGCCCCACAGACCGGCCCUGGGGGAGCCCGGGAGAAGCCAGGAGUGGGCUCGCAGAGGCACCUUCCUUCACAGUGAGAACAGCGCCUUCGAGUCCUGGAGCAGCCGCCAGCCCCGGCUGCAGGAGCGGAGGGAGCUGGCAGAGGCCGCCCUGGAAGGCAGACCCCCCAAGCACUGCGAGGACCUGCCCUCGGUAAGAGAGCCCCAGGCCCCUGCGAGCAGAGCCUCCCCCUGCCGCCCCCGGGCCAGCUGCGGGCACGAAGAGAGCAGGCCGGCAGCGGGCACUCUCUCCGCGUCGGGACCCUGGAGGUGUAGGGACCCGGGGGCUCCAGCGUUCCCCACGGAGGACAGGGCCUCCAGCGCGCAGCCUGACCUCCCGGCAAGGCCCAGCCAGGCCCCGUGGAGAAAAGCAAAGACGCGAAAAGGCGGCACGGAAAGCACGCAGGAGGCUUCGGAGGAGAAGCAGGCCCUCAGGCCAGGCCUGGCCUUGCACACAAAGCACAACCCCCAGGGCCAGUUUCCAGAAAACGAUGCUCUCGGCAGUGUGGACCCCAGUGACGGCUACCCUCCUCCUUUCAACAUCAGCAAGCUGCUGACCCCCAUCAUACCCACCAAGCAUGUCCUGGAUCCGUCCUUCAGCCCGCCAGCCGAGGGCACCCCAUCGCCCCCAGGGCAGCUCAACGGCUACCAGGAGGAGCCCAGCGAGCCCCGGGACAGCUACAGAGCCAGGGCCCCCAGCCUGCUGUUCAACCUCAAGGACGUGCGCAGGUGUGUGAAGAGCACAUACAGCCCCUCGCCCCUCCUAAAAGGCUCCGACGAGAAAGGCGGAGGCAGCCAGGAGCCCCUGAGCAACGGCAUGGCCCUUCCCAACGGGCUGGAGGAGAGCCCCCCACGGGAGCUGUGUAAGGAGAGACCAGCUGACACCCCUCUGCCGCAGGUCAGUGCCCAGAGCGACCCGAAGGCUGAUCCUGGUGCAGCCUCCGCCGACAGCCACCCGGCCCCCCGCUCACCUCCCGCUGCCGCCACUGCCCCCUUCUGUGUCAACGGGGAGGCUGAUGAGGACGCCACCCAUGGAGACCCCGAUGUGGGUGCCCCAGACCCCAGGGAGCGCUGCCCCCGGAGGCACCUGUCCCUGAAGCUCUGCAGUGGGGAGCCCGAGGCGGGGCGGGCUGCGCAGCACCUGCGGACCCCCGGCCUGGAGAGCCGGUUCUCCAGAUCCGUUUCUCAAGAGACAGAGCCCGAGAGGGAGGCCGGACUCCCGGAUGCGAACCUCCGCCAGAAGGUCUCCCUGAAAGUUUCCCCGGGGCCGCUUUCUCCCGAGGAGGAAGAUGUGUUCUACAGCGACAGCCAGUCGGACUUUAUGCCUGCCCUCAAGGGGAAGGCCAAGCUCAGCACCAGCUCUUCCGAUCAGUCGUUCGCCUCGUUCGAGGAUCAGCAGAAGAUGACUUUCCCCGAGAGCCCCCGGGAAGAUGGGACGAAUGGCGGGGAUGCAGGAGGCAGAGAGCAGAACGGGCUGGAGGAGCCGCACCGCGCCGCCGGCGAUGGGUCCCUGUGCGCGGAGGAGCAGAGCGGGCAGGGAGCAUGGCGGGCCGCGGGGGAGGGUGUGUGUGGAGAGAGGCCCAGGAAGGCGUCCCGGGAGGAGGCUGACCUCAGAGGCGCGUGGGUGGGGGGGAGCAGGGACGCAGGCCUCUCACCAUCGUCCACGCCCAACAGGCACAGGCUGUUCGCCAUCAAAGACAACACCCUCCGGGCCACGCCCGUGAUACGGCCCGUCAUGCUGCCCCUGCUGAGGGCCUUGUCCUCAGAGGACCCGCUGGGCAGUGGCCACAGAGAGGAGGAGGUGCCGAGGCCAGGCUGGGGCGAGGAUGCUGGCCUGGGUGCCCCCAAGAGCCAGGAAGUGCCCAGCACCCCAACACCCACUAGCCUGAGGGGCCCACCCUUAAAGCACGUGGCCCACAGAGGGACGGAGGACCAGGGCUGGGCGUCCGGUGUGGCCAGGAGGGAGGCCCAGGGCAGCGUCUCGUCCACCCCUCUUCCAGGAGAGGGCGAGGGGCGGAAGCCACCCCCGGACGCCGGGUGGAAGGCUGUGGCAGAUGGAGGCAGGAGCUACUCCUCAGACCCGGGCGAGCCAGAGGCUCCACGGUGCAUCCCCACCAUCGCUUUGCCCGAAAACAACUUACAAGGCCAGCCACCCCCACAGCAACCCGGAACCUCCUGGGAAGAGCAGACGCAAGAUUUCCAAAGUCACUUUCUGUCUACACCCCGCGUGGGCCCCCCGGGGAGGAGACUGGCUGCCGGGGAGCCCCCGGCUUCCCCCAACAGCAGCUCGCUGGAGGGCAGCAGCGCCCACUCCCCCGCGGCCAGCAGCCUGUGGGACGACGCAGCUCAGGGCCCCUGGGAGCCGGGCCUGAUGCCAGGAGAGCCUUGCCGGCCCGGACCCUGGGCCACCCCCGGCCCCGGCCCCACCAGGGCGGCCCGGAGGGAGGAUCUCACCCACACCUUCACCUGGGAGGCCGGCGCCGACCCCCAGCUGGAGCCGUCCGCCGAGGACCUCAGGGCCCUCUCUCCCGGAGGCUCCUUGCUGGACGUGGCCACCGGCCUGGCUGUCCCUGACCGAGCACAGCCCUCUGCUCAGCUGGAGAGGGCAGCAGCCAAGCCCCCGGCCGUGCCCCCCAAGACGGAGAAGGCCCUGCGGCGGGCGAAGAAGCUGGCCAGCAAGAGGAGGAAGGCGGACCCGGUGCAGGACGUGCCCGGCGGUGCCCGGGAGGAGGACGCGGCACCCAGGCCCCUGUCCCCCGGGGAGAGGCUGCUGCCCAGGUUCCCCGCCGUCCGCGCCCUGCCCCCGCCCGCGCACCGCCACUCGGUGGCCGCCUUCUCGGAGCCUGACCCGAGGCUGCCCGGAGGGCCCCAGUCACGCAGACCCCUGCCCCCUUACCCUGCCACCCAGAAGGUCCUCCAAGACCCCCAGUCCGGAGAGUACUUUGUCUUCGACCUGCCGCUCCAGGUGAAAAUGAAGACCUUCUAUGACCCGGAGACAGGCAGAUAUGUCAAGGUCCCCAUCCCAGCUUCCGAGGAGGGCUCCCCGGAGCCACUCCCGCUGGAUGCAUUUGCCGCCCCCUUCGUGCUGUGCCCCGGCAUCCGGCCCCUGCGCGCCACGGCCUUGAUGCCGCUGCGCUGCUCCUCUCAGCUCUCUGCCCCCACCUUCCUCGGGCAGAGCCCUGGCGCCUGGGAGGCAGCCCGCCCUGCGCCCCCCAGCACCUACCCUGCUGACCCACAGCCAGCCCCCCUGCCCCCUGGCAACCCCGCCCAGCGCACUGCAGGUCCCAGCUCCAGGGCGCCCCCAGGGACCCCAGUGGAGGGCGCCGUAGACGCUCCAAGCCUGGGUAUCAUCUCCACCAAUGAUCUAGAGGACUUUGCCACAGAAGGCAUUUCUUGA